Molecule: messenger RNA, 345 nt
Organism: Somion occarium
Lineage: Eukaryota; Fungi; Basidiomycota; Agaricomycetes; Polyporales; Cerrenaceae
Source: the annotation of a GenBank genome assembly
AUGGUGAACCAGUGUAUGAACACGUAUUGCAGGGUGUUCGGAAACCCAUUCUGGUCGGAUAUGCAUAUCCGCUCGUUGCUGCGUAGAAGUCACAGGAUGAAGGUCUCCGCCCUCGUGCCUACUACACAAAGAGCGGACAUUGGUGUGGAUUGGAGCGUACCGGAUUGGCCUACGAAACGCUUGGAGCAGCGAUCUGAUGCGAAUUCCGAGUCUGUUGCGUAUACAGGGCGUCCCAUUCGGAUACCAAACUCAGGGCCUUCCGGGUGGACGCUCGAGACGAGGUUCAUGUCCAUUCAUGUUCCCCCAUCUGGUUCGAUAUUUCGAUAUCUCAGGGAAGAGCCAUAG